AAGAAAUCUUCUGGUUUGUCUAUUGUAUAAAAGUAAUUUAUGCUCCCACUGAUGAUGCACGUGAUGGAUGCGAUGCACUCAGCACUCCCAUUGAACUCCCGUUGUUGUUCGUAUGUCGUAUGUUAUCCAUAAGUGAACCCUGAGAUCCACGAAGCAAAAUUUAUUUUUAUUUUGAACGAAAGAGCCACAAUACAAAUAUGGCGCAAGAUGAAAAUUCAUGGUGGAGUAGUUGGACGACUGGAAUACUGGAAAAUGUCAGAGAGAAGACAACGACGGCUCUUGAGUUUGUUCAAAGUGAUUUGUCCGAAUUCGUAAACACAAUUCAACAUGACACUUCUGUGGUCAUUGCUGACUCCGCUACGGCUGUUAAUAGGAGCAUCCAGGUGGACGAGACUGAGAAAAAUGCAACCAGUGGCAAAGUAAAACAAGGAUUCUCAGAUAUCUUGACUAGUAUUUCUACGAGUCUCCAUCAAGCAGCUGAUAAAACUUCAAAACCAACAUCGUCUGAAGAUGAGAAUAAAACUGACGACCAAAGAUCAACAUCAUCAACUAUGCCCGCUGUCUAUGAUAGAACACAGGCAAAACUUCAGGAAAUGCAAACGAACCCAGAAACCUAUUCCAACGAGCCUGAUAGCGAUGGUUACGAAACCUGGUGUGCCACAUUUAAUCUUGACUCCAAGAAAGGAGAAAUAUCUGAACUACUCGUAAACAAUCCUGAUGUUAGAAGACUGUAUACGAAAUUUGUUCCGAGUGUUCAAAGCCACUCAACGUUUUGGCAUCGUUAUUUUUAUAAGCUUCAUGAAAUAGAAACGGCGAACAAAAGAUUAGCGGAUAUUGUUGAGAGAGCAAGUCGAAAUGACAGUCAAGAUUUGGGUUGGGAUGAUGAAGAUGAUGAGGAGACAAACAGUAUCACAGCGACACCAAAAGACGAAGAAUUAACAUCAAUUGAUACGAAUGUUAUAACAGAUAAUCAUCCUCGGCACGAAGUGUUGCAGGAAGAGACGAAAUUACAACAGAACAAUAAACCACACUGCAUCAUUCGAUCAAAAAAUUCGUCAGCAGAUAAAAUCGACACGACCGAAGCUGCAGCAGACAAGAAUUGUGGUAAUCAGAAUAAGGAAGUAAAGAACAUUGUUCAUGACGCGAAAUCAACUUCUGCGCAUAAUAACCACGACGACACGCCGUCCAAGGAUUCAUCUUCAUGUUUAGAAACGAAAUCUGAAGGGGAUUCGUCCUCCAGAAAAAGCGAUUCUUCUGACAGCAGCUCAUGGAUUAAAGUUUUGGAUAAAGAAGGUACGUCAUCAAGUUCAAGUGUUGUUGUGGUGAAUGAUGGAAAAGAACUAGAUUCUGAUGAACAACUGGCAAAUGAGGUCGAUGAUGAUGAUGAUGAUGAUGAUUUUGAUUUUAAUGAAGAUGUUACAAAUGAAGACGUAGAGAAGCUGGUACAAUCAAUAACAGCGAAUGAAAUUGACUCUGAAGAUGAUGACUGGGAGGACUGGGAAUGAAAACAUCAUGAGCAAAUGACGUAUGCGUUACGACGUAGUUAUCAAUAGCACUCAAAACAAGUGAUGUUUUCAGUUAUAGAAUGUAUUAGAGACUGAUGUAGUAAAGGUGGUUUAUAAUAAGUGGUUAACUUAAUAAGAGUCGCGUACAAAAAGUGAAAAUGUGAAAAUAAUAUGAAUCUCGUUCAUGUAUUGUUUUUUAAAUAUUGAUACAUAUGUCACUUCAUCAACUGUAUAUAACUUCACUUACUAUUCCUUUUUAAUUUCAUAU
Dendronephthya gigantea is the source of this 1773-nucleotide messenger RNA. Its product is annotated as BSD domain-containing protein 1-like. The record is from RefSeq and is a predicted model, not a curated record. The transcript is spliced from 12 exons. NCBI's taxonomy places the organism in Eukaryota, Metazoa, Cnidaria, Anthozoa, Malacalcyonacea, Nephtheidae. Bases 198 to 1505 code for a protein of 435 amino acids. Gene Ontology annotation, cellular component: cytoplasm.